Messenger RNA from Peronospora matthiolae, 2199 nucleotides. NCBI's taxonomy places the organism in Eukaryota, Oomycota, Peronosporomycetes, Peronosporales, Peronosporaceae. The record is from the annotation of a GenBank genome assembly.
AUGUAUCGCGUGGUGGACGGCGCACAGCGCGUAGAGCUGCUAGACGCAUCUGCAGAAGCUUCCUACUUCAAUGCAAACACAGACACUGAUAAUCACAUUCACCCCACUCACAGUAGCUCGUUACUGUCGUGCCCCGUAGUCCAAUACUCAGAGAAAACCAGGUUCAUUCUACCGAGCGAGAGCGACCCACCCGACGUUGUGGUCCACUCGGACGUGUGUGCAGUCGCUCUCCAUCUGUCAGUCCUCCGACAGCGCUGUCCGUGGUUUUACAAGCAGCUGCGGCAGCUCCGGCAGUCGCCACUUACGACAAAUGGAUUCAAGUUACUGGAUGAGACAGAGCUUCAGCACCUUCAGGACAAUCCGAAGGACCGAACCCAGUGUCCAUUACACGAUCCUCAUUCCUUGAGGUUGGACUACGUCCGUUGUGUAGCUCAUAAAUGCCAGAUUGGGUCUAAUGGGGACGACAGGAGAAGAGGAAGGUUUUGCCAGCAGGACCAAGCUGUUGUACGGUCGCCGCAGAGGAAACGACUGCGUCAGAUGGACGACAAGUCACUGUUAAGUGGACAAUGUGCCGCUCUAACGUCGCAACGUGCACGGAGUUUGUCCGGUACCCUCGAUUUUGUACCAAAAAUUGGACAGGAAGAAGAACUGGAGCAUCAGCGAGGCGUGAUGCACGUUAAGAUUGAAGGGACGAACAUUGGCGCUGUCGUGACGGCUGUCGAGUAUAUUUACAGGUGCCAGGUGAGAAUGAUCAAUGAGCGUAACGCUAUGGAGGCUGUGAAGCUGGGGCAAAAGCUAGGCUUGGGAAGCACGAUGCUGUACUACCCUCUGGCUAUUGCUGUUCAACACGUUACGACAGCGACGUGGAUCGAUAUGCUGUUAACAGUGUCAAUAUUGGAAAACGAGAUAGAGCGCCGGAUCUUGUGUGGCCAUUUGGUAGCUUUUCUAGCGUCAAUGAAGCCUGAGCUGUAUUACCAAGCUUUGACAGAUAUGCAAUGUGUAUACAUCAGGGAAUUGAAGGACCGCGAUGUCCUCAUUUGCGCUCUGGUGGGCCUAAUCAAUAACAUCAGACUCGUUGAGUUCUGGCAAAAUUUACUAAAUGCGCUAAGUUAUUGGCUAGGCUAUCGGUUUUGUUCCGAAGAGGUGCCGUCUCUACGGGCUAUUCAUCGGCACUAUGCACCGGAGUGGGAACCGUAUAUGGAACGAGACCCCAUGGAUUUUCACGUUAAACCUGGAGAAGAAAAUCUUUUCACAUUGCUACAGUUUGGGAAGUACCAGCUCCAGGUACGGGUUGAUGUUAUGAACAAGAUGCCCAUUUCGUGGCGAGUCAUUCGAUCUUCGUCACCGCUAAUUUCUGAUCUACACAAAAUCGACGAUCCUGCGUCGUUCGAUGAUGGUCCCGGAUUUUGGAUACGUGGGCAAGUGAAAAUCGAGUAUUGGCGUGAGCAGCCGAACCAUGCGAUGAUCAAACAAGAGGUGGAACUUCAGUAUCAGCAUUGCUACGAGCAAUACAGUAAGUGGUGUGGGCUCGAGCCUCUAACUUCGAAAUUGGCCUCCACUGAAACGACUGCCGCACUUCAGCCUGGAUGUAUGGGGAAGGUGCAGUUUUGCGGCAACUUUUUUGUCUGGGGAAAUCCCGUUUGCAGUGUGUACCAUUUUUUACUACAAUCGACGCUCUUUUACUCGGCUCCGUACGGCUCACCGACCGAAAUCUCAGACCUGGUCAUUGUUUCUGAAAUGCAACGAUUGCCCCUCGAGACGCUGGAGCUUGUGCUGCGCAGCGACGGUUUGCGCAUUCCUGACGGAGAGCGGACUUUGCUACGAUGUCUUAACAAGCUUUUCUUUGGUAGCAACUUCAGCUACUGCGGGAGCUAUGCAACUCAAACUCGUCAGAAAUACAGUUGCUGCCCGGAAGACAUGGCCCGUUUGUACGGGUGUGUUCGCUGGUGCUUUGUGCCUAUCGAUGAUAUCAUUGGUACCCUGAGAAAGUCGCCUCGCAAACUGAUGCUAUACGAGUCGAUAGAGAAGGGGUUACGUGAUACUUUCCGUCGCUUUCUACGUCGACGUCCGUGGGGAUGGCGCAAUCGUCGACGCGCGUACAUGAAAAACAAAACAAAUGUGGUCGAGUUUAGGACCAAGGCCAGCGAGAACCAGCUGUCACCUGAAUAUUUCCCAGUGGUUCUCUCUGUCAGUUCGUAA